Coregonus clupeaformis (lake whitefish) is the source of this 1827-nucleotide messenger RNA. RefSeq names its product copine-9-like. NCBI's taxonomy places the organism in Eukaryota, Metazoa, Chordata, Actinopteri, Salmoniformes, Salmonidae. Gene Ontology annotation, molecular function: calcium-dependent phospholipid binding. Gene Ontology annotation, biological process: cellular response to calcium ion. The record is from RefSeq and is a predicted model, not a curated record. Gene Ontology annotation, cellular component: plasma membrane.
GCGCUCAACUCUGUGAAGACGUUUGUCAACAAAUGCCGCUACUUGGUGCUUUUGUCUGUUUUUUCCAUGUGAAUGAAUGGAACAUAAUUUCAAACAAGAUAUCGCUCAAGAUUAGUUGCUGAACAUAGCUGAGAAGUUCACAUUUGAGAAUAACUGAUUUAAAGCCUGACCAUGGCGACAAUUGGGGAUUUCGACCCGCUCAACUCCACGGUACCUGCGACCAAGAUUGAAGUUACCGUCUCGUGCAGGAACCUGCUGGAUAUGGACAACUUCUCCAAAUCAGACCCUGUUGUAGUGUUGUACGUUCAAGGCAUCGGGACAAAGGAGUGGAGGGAGUUUGGCCGAACGGAAGUGAUCGAUAACACGCUGAACCCAGACUUUGUGCGGAAGUUUGUCCUGGAUUUCUUCUUUGAGGAGAAGCAGAAUCUUCGCUUUGAUGCGUACAAUGUGGACACCAGAAGUUCAAACAUUUCAAAACAUAAGGACUUCCUGGGCCAGAUGUUCUGCACUCUGGGGGAGAUCAUCGGGUCCACAGGCAGUCGGCUGGAGAGAACCCUCUCUGGGAUCCCAGGGAAAAAGUGUGGGAACAUCAUAUUCACCGCUGAGGAACUGAGUAACUGCAGGGACAUUGCUACCAUGCAGCUGUGUGCCAACAAGCUGGACAAAAAAGACUUCUUCGGCAAGUCAGACCCAUUCCUGGUCUUCUACCGCAGUAAUGAAGACGGAACGUUCACCAUCUGCCAUAAGACGGAGGUGGUAAAGAAUACUCUGAACCCUGUGUGGCAGCCCUUCACCAUCCCCGUACGAGCCCUCUGUAAUGGAGACUAUGACAGGACAGUCAAGGUGGACGUGUAUGAUUGGGACAGAGAUGGAAGUCAUGACUUCAUUGGCGAGUUCACCACCAGCUACAGAGAAUUUUCCAGAGGCCAGAGCCAGUUCAACGUCUAUGAGGUUCUAAACCAUAAAAAGAAAGGCAAGAAGAAGAAAUAUAUCAAUUCAGGGACAGUCACACUGCUGUCCUUUAAAGUGGAGUCAGAAUACACGUUUGUGGACUUCAUCCGGGGAGGGACGCAACUCAACUUUACAGUGGCCAUCGAUUUCACAGCGUCUAAUGGUAACCCGUCCCAGCCCACCUCUCUGCACUACAUGAGUCCCUACCAGAUGAAUGCCUACGCCAUGGCCCUGAAGGCUGUGGGGGAGAUCAUCCAAGACUACGACAGUGACAAGAUGUUCCCCGCCUAUGGCUUCGGAGCAAAGCUGCCCCCGGACGGCAAGAUCUCCCAUGCCUUCCCACUGAACUCCAACAGUGAGAACCCAAACUGUGUGGGUAUCGAGGGUGUGUUGGAGGCCUACUUCCAGAGUCUCCGAACCGUUCAGCUCUACGGGCCCACCAACUUCGCUCCUGUCAUCAACCAGGUGGCACGGUGUGCUGAGGAUGUGACUGACGGAUCCCAGUACUUUGUGCUGUUGAUGAUCACAGACGGAGUCAUCUCAGACAUGGUGCAGACCAAGGAGGCUGUGGUCAAUGCUGCCGCUCUGCCCAUGUCUAUCAUCAUAGUGGGAGUGGGACCUGCUGAGUUUGAUGCGAUGGAGGAACUGGACGGUGACGAGGUCAGAGUGUCCUCUAAGGGGCGCAAUGCCGAGCGAGACAUAGUCCAGUUUGUGCCUUUCCGGGACUACAUAGACCGCCAGGGCAACCAGGUGCUGAGCAUGGCACGGCUAGCCAAGGACGUGUUGGCAGAAAUCCCUGAGCAGCUGCUCGGUUUCAUGAAGACGAGGGACAUCGAGCCCCGUCCGCCUCCUCCACCACCACUACCACCCCGCUAG